Molecule: messenger RNA, 1669 nt
Organism: Talaromyces proteolyticus
Lineage: Eukaryota; Fungi; Ascomycota; Eurotiomycetes; Eurotiales; Trichocomaceae
Product: putative membrane-spanning ATPase
Exons: 2
Coding region: 121-1398 (425 amino acids)
Cellular component (GO): mitochondrial outer membrane
Molecular function (GO): ATP hydrolysis activity; ATP binding
Source: RefSeq, a predicted model, not a curated record
CCACAGCCGGCUACAGUGGCUAGAUUUUGCAUACCCAUCGCUGUCGUUGCGGCCCAGCAUCAGUUGUUUUCGACUCGCGUUCUCCUGGGCUGAUUACUAUCCUACCCUUUAUCACCAACCAUGGCUUCUGGUGGUGGCCGAAGAUGGCAACAGUUCUUGCAGGAGCUGGUGAUGAUAGCCGGCACGUCUGCAUCUGCGUACUUUUUAAUCCGUUAUCUUUUAUCGCGCAUCGACUUGGAUCCAGAUAGCCAGAAGAAGGAAGAACAGAGGCGAAAGUCUGCGGCGAUUCUCCGAAGAUUGGACGCCCCCGAUUCUGACGAGGGAGCCCCUGGGGGAAGUGGUUCAGGGCGGCGGCGCAGGGAGAAGAAAGAAGAUCUCGUACUGAAUCAAUAUGAGCAGUCAAUUUCCAUGGAUGUUGUGGCUCCCGAAGACAUUCCGGUGUCCUUCGAAGAUAUCGGAGGCUUAGACGAUAUUAUUGAAGAGUUGAAAGAAUCGGUGAUAUACCCCUUGACUAUGCCUCAUCUCUACGCUUCCACGUCCUCGUUACUGUCUGCGCCUUCUGGGGUAUUGCUUUAUGGCCCUCCAGGAUGCGGUAAAACCAUGCUUGCCAAAGCAUUGGCCCACGAAAGCGGAGCUUGCUUUAUCAAUUUACACAUAUCAACGUUAACCGAGAAAUGGUAUGGUGACUCGAAUAAAUUAGUCAAUGCAGUCUUUUCUCUGGCUAGGAAACUACAGCCAGCCAUUGUUUUCAUCGACGAAAUUGAUGCUGUUUUGGGUACGCGGAGGAGUGGUGAACAUGAAGCCAGCGGUAUGGUCAAAGCCGAGUUCAUGACGCAUUGGGACGGAUUGACCUCGGCGAAUUCCGUGGGGGAGCCACAGCGUGUUGUUGUAUUAGGAGCUACCAAUCGAAUACAAGACAUAGAUGAGGCCAUCUUGAGGCGAAUGCCCAAGAAGUUCCCCGUCAGCUUACCUCCAGCUGCGCAGCGGCUUCGUAUCCUGGCCCUGGUGCUCAAGGAUACAAAGAUUGAUCGCGAGAACUUCGAUCUUGAAUACCUUGUCAGCGCCAUGGCCGGAAUGUCAGGUAGCGAUAUCAAAGAAGCCUGCAGGGAUGCCGCCAUGGUUCCUAUGCGAGAGCUCAUCCGCCAAAAGAAAGCUGCUGGCAUUCACAUGACGACGGUAGAGCCAUGGGAAGUCCGUGGCCUGCGGACAGAAGAUUUUUAUAACCGGACUGGAAGUGGCCUAAAAAUCAUUCCCAAACCCCCAUCAACAAAACGGCCUGAAACCAAAGCUUCAACCGAGAAGGACGAGAAGGAGUGGAGUACCGACUCUGAAGUCGCAGAGGGCGACAACCGGCCGGAGGCUUCGAUACCUACUACCAUUUCUGAGCCGCCAGAGUGAUAUUAUAUUAUCUAUCACUUGAAUGCCGUGUUGUCCCAUGUUGACCGUGCAUGCAAGGCGUUUUGGACAUUUGGACUGCAUGUGUAAACAUCUCUCUCUCUAUUAAUGACGCUUCUUUUGCUGGUUCACAAGAGACGAUGAUUACUUUCUCUAUAUGUAUACACUCCUCUUAAUUAGACCCAUUUACAUCGACGUUUCCAGUUGGCUCUGUAUUGGUUUCCAGAUGAUCAAAAGUGGUGAUUAAAUAAUAUUAUUAUAAUAUCAAGUACAA